Molecule: messenger RNA, 2539 nt
Organism: Acanthaster planci (crown-of-thorns starfish)
Lineage: Eukaryota; Metazoa; Echinodermata; Asteroidea; Valvatida; Acanthasteridae
Product: tubulin alpha chain-like
Source: RefSeq, a predicted model, not a curated record
UUAAUGCAAGGGAGGGUCUCUCCUUCGUGGGGCUGCCCGGUUGUGCGCAAAUUGACGGCAACAUCUUGACGAGAGGCACUUGGCGAGUCGCAACCGUUAGGUUUGUAGAGUGUCCUAGCCAGCCAUCACAGUUGGAUUAAGACGCUUAGAUCUCGGAGAAAAACAUUUCCCUUCGUCAAAAUCCUUGUCAGAGUUCUAGGUCUCCAUUCUUCCCCUGUACCUUCGAGACUUCAAGGCUUGAUUUGCUGUUCAAAAUGCGUGAAUGUAUCUCUAUCCACGUCGGCCAAGCUGGUGUCCAGAUUGGCAACGCCUGCUGGGAGCUGUACUGCUUGGAGCACGGCAUCCAACCUGAUGGUCAGAUGCCCAGUGACAAGACCAUCGGAGGUGGUGACGACUCCUUCAAUACCUUCUUCAGCGAGACCGGUGCUGGCAAACAUGUCCCUCGCGCUGUCUUCGUCGAUCUCGAACCUACCGUUGUCGAUGAAGUUCGUACCGGCGCCUACCGCCAGCUUUUCCACCCUGAGCAGCUGAUCACAGGCAAGGAAGAUGCCGCCAACAACUACGCCAGAGGUCACUACACCGUUGGCAAGGAACAUGUGGAUACGGUACUCGACAGGAUCCGCAAAUUGGCUGACCAGUGCACGGGUCUACAGGGUUUUCUUGUCUUUCACAGCUUCGGUGGAGGCACCGGCUCUGGCUUCACAUCCCUGUUGAUGGAGCGUCUCUCCGUCGACUACGGCAAGAAGUCCAAACUGGAGUUUGCAGUCUACCCGGCUCCCCAAAUUGCCUCUGCCGUAGUAGAGCCCUACAACUCCAUCCUGACCACCCACACUACCUUAGAGCACACUGACUGUGCCUUCAUGGUCGACAAUGAGGCCAUCUACGACAUCUGUCGACGCAACCUCGACAUUGAGCGUCCGACUUACACCAACCUCAACCGUUUAAUCGCUCAGAUUGUGUCAUCCAUUACUGCGUCAUUGCGUUUUGACGGCGCUCUGAACGUCGACCUGACCGAAUUCCAGACCAACCUGGUGCCCUACCCACGUAUCCACUUCCCAUUGGCAACCUACGCACCUGUCGUUUCAGCCGAGAAGGCCUACCAUGAGCAGCUGACUGUUUCAGAGAUCACUAAUUCCUGCUUUGAGCCGGCCAACCAGAUGGUGAAGUGCGAUCCUCGUCACGGCAAGUACAUGGCCUGCUGUCUGCUCUUCCGAGGUGAUGUCGUCCCCAAGGAUGUCAACGCAGCCAUAGCACAAAUUAAGACCAAGCGCUCAAUCCAGUUUGUCGAUUGGUGUCCAACUGGCUUCAAGGUGGGCAUCAACUACCAGCCGCCCACCGUCGUACCUGGCGGUGAUCUUGCCAAGGUGCAGCGUGCCGUCUGCAUGCUGAGCAACACCACGGCCAUCGCUGAGGCUUGGGCUCGUCUGGAUCACAAGUUCGAUCUGAUGUACGCCAAGCGUGCCUUCGUCCACUGGUACGUGGGAGAGGGUAUGGAGGAGGGCGAGUUCUCUGAGGCUCGUGAAGAUCUGGCAGCCUUGGAGAAGGAUUACGAGGAGGUUGGCGUCGACUCGGGUGACGGAGAAGAUGACGAAGAUGUUGAAGAGUACUAAGAUCACUCUUCACAUGUUCAUGCAGGGAGCUUGCCUCCCUAUACAGUGUUCCCAAUAUCGAUUCCUGUAGAAACUGACAUCCAGUAUUCAGUAAACCAUUUCAUUGUAGUGUAAAAGUAUAUUAAACGAAGUGCAGGGAAUGUUGGGUGUUUUGAUAAUAGAAUAUUACCGUUUUUAAUCUAGAACAUUUCUUUUUAGCAAUGAUCAGCAUUUUGAAAACUCACAGCUCAUUCAGUAAAGAUCUGCUUAUAUUUGUACCAGAGGUGCGUCUUUGUGUCAAAAAGACUUGAUUUAUUCAUUAAUCUCAGGCUGAACCCAGAGAAAGAGGAUUUUGGUUGCAGGUUUCGAAGUAUUUAAACUAAGAACACGUCAAACGUGAUCAGUUUUUGGACAUUAUAGAAUCCAAAGUGUCGUGAAGAACAUCAUGCAGUAGGCCUACCAAUAUUAUUCUGUUUUCAGGGACAUGUCGAAUCCUAAAUCUGUCGAUGUUGAUUAAUCGAUUAGUAAAGUGUCGAUCAUUUUAAUCGAUGAAAUCAAGGCAACCACUCAGACUACGAAUACCAAAGGAGACAGAUCGUUUUGACCACUCGAUUUUAAACGCUGACCAUGGUUGCCAGUCAGAUCACAUUACACAACUCUUUCGUUCGAGUGUCGCAUCGAACGGUACGUCGAAAAGUUAAGAAACAAAAUCCUUCAUAGUCCAAUUUGUAGCUAUAUCCUUCGCUUCUUCAUUUUAAUUGUGAACAAAAUUACACAGCGUCGUAUUUUCCAUAAUUGCCAUAGAUCAAAAAGUAGAUUUGAAUUCCCAAGAGCAAUCAAGUCACAUUAUUCUUAAGAACAAAUCGACUUCAAAAGAACUUUACGUUCGUAAGGGUUAGUAGUAAUCAUGUAAUAUCUCGAGAACAAAAUAAAAUUACUUGUGAAACAGA